GUGCACACAUGGUAGCACCCAUGUGGUGGCACCCUAGCAUGACCCUUUCAAUAAAUAGAGUAUUACAAUACAUAUAAAACAAAGACAUUGAAGUGCAAACAGACCCACAUUAUUACAGCACUUAAUAAAAUAUUUCUCCAAGCUCUAUGGCUAUGGCAGUGAGAAACAUCUUAGACAUGAAACAGCCAGGAGAGGAAACCAAGGAAGAAGAAAAGGUUAUUGUGGAAGUUGAUGCAAAUGAUGUUAACCCCAAGCAGCAGCAAUCAGCUUACAAAUGGUGGGCAGAAAUGGUUGUCUACUCCAUAUUUGUCCUCUCCAGCCAAACAAUAGGCACACUUUUGGGCAGGUUAUAUUUCAGCCAAGGUGGUAAGAGCAAAUGGAUGGCCACACUUGUCCAAAGCGCCGGUUUCCCCAUUCUCAUCCCCUUCCUCUUCAUCUCUUCCUCCUCCUCGUCAUCAUCAUCAACCACCCCCGCGACUACUAACCCCUCUCUUAGAGUCCUCGCCCCGCUUUACACUGUCCUAGGCCUGUUUGGCGCGGGGAUCUGUAUGAUGUAUUCUGUUGGGCUCAUGUACCUGCCCUUAACCACAUACUCCCUCAUUUGUGCUAGCCAGUUAGGGUUCAACGCCGUCUUCUCCUUCUUCCUCAAUGCACAGAACUUCACCCCUUACAUCGUCAACUCCCUCGUCCUCCUCACCCUCUCCGCGACCAUCCUCGUGUUUGGCUCCGGGGAGGGCCCCGCCAACUCUUCCCAUAAGAAGUAUGUCGCAGGGUUUUUGUCCACUGUAGCUGCAUCUGCAGGAGCCGCGUUACAGAUGUCCCUCUCGCAGCUCGCCUUCCAUAGGAUCUUCAAGCGCAAGGAGACGUUCCGGCUCAUCGUCGAAAUGUUGAUUUGCGGGUCAAUUGUGGGGUCUGUUGUGACGCUCGUGGGGCUCUUCGCGAGCGGGGAGUGGAGGGGUUUGAGGGAGGAGAUGAAUGGGUUUGGUCUGGGAAGGGUGUCGUAUGUGAUGAACUUGGUGGGGACUGCAGUGGCGUGGCAGGUCUUUGCGGUCGGGUCACUCGGGCUCAUCUUCAAGGUUUCAUCUUUGUUCUCUAAUGUGAUUGCCAUCCUAGGGUUGCCCAUCCCUCCUGUUAUGGCUGUGUUCAUUUUCAAGGAUAAGAUGAGUGGUGUCAAAGUGAUCUCAUUGUUGCUGGCACUAUGGGGUUUUGUCUCAUAUGUCUACCAACACUAUCUUGAUGAUAUGAAAGCCAAGGCUGGGCAGAAAGAGCAACAAUCCACUCAAGUUUCUGAAGCUGCACUCAUUCAAAGAAUUUAGACUAGCAUCUAAUCUUCUCCUCAGUUUCUUGUGUUUUAUCUUUCCAAAAUAAAGUGUGUAUUAAACUCUGCAUGUCCCAAUUAGUAAGAGGAUGUUUUAAAAGGCAUGGUGCAGCUUAGGAAUUAGUGAAUUACAGAUGAGAAAGAAAAUAGGUGGUCCAAA
Cuscuta campestris is the source of this 1478-nucleotide messenger RNA. Lineage: Eukaryota; Viridiplantae; Streptophyta; Magnoliopsida; Solanales; Convolvulaceae. The record is from the annotation of a GenBank genome assembly.